Molecule: messenger RNA, 1050 nt
Organism: Schistocerca serialis cubense
Lineage: Eukaryota; Metazoa; Arthropoda; Insecta; Orthoptera; Acrididae
Product: myrosinase 1-like
Exons: 8
Coding region: 1-1050 (349 amino acids)
Biological process (GO): carbohydrate metabolic process
Molecular function (GO): beta-glucosidase activity
Source: RefSeq, a predicted model, not a curated record
AUGCAGCAGCUACCACUGUUGGUAGCACUCUUCGCUGCUGCUGCGGCACAGACAGCAGUCAACCAGUUCCCGGAAGGUUUCCUGCUAGGGAGCGCCACCGCGGCUUACCAGAUCGAAGGCGCUUGGAAUGAGGAUGGCAAGGGCGAGAACAUCUGGGACCACAUGCUGCAUGAACACCCAGAGUACGGCACGAAUGGUGCCAACGGCGACGUGGCCUGCGACUCGUACCAUAAGUACCAGGAGGACGUGCAGAUGCUCAAGGCGCUCAAUGUGGACGUGUACCGCUUCUCCAUCUCCUGGGCGCGCAUCCUGCCCACUGGAGACCUUGACGUCAUCAACCAGCCAGGCAUCGACUACUACAACAACCUCAUCGACGAGCUGCUCGCGAACGGAAUCCAGCCCAUGGCUGGAAUCUACGCACACCCCAUCUACACUGAAGACGGCGACUACCCUGCCGUAGUGCGUCAGAGGGUAGAUGCAAACAGUGCAGCAGAGGGGCGACCCCGAUCACGGUUGCCAACUUUCACUCAAGAGGAGAUCGCAUACAUCAGGGGUUCAGCUGACUUCUUCGGACUCAAUACUUACGUCACUAGUUUUAUAACGUCAGGUGAAACUGGAAUAUCUCCAUCCAAGAGCAGAGACUCGGGCGUCAUCACGGUCGGUGGUGGGCAAUAUCCAUGGGGAUUCCGUAACCUGCUGAACUGGAUCGUUAACGAAUACCCAGGUUAUCCAAUCUUUGUGACAGAAAACGGCCUGGGAAAUAAUGGUGGUCUCAAUGACACCGACAGAAUCAAUUACUUUACGUCUUACUUAACGGCUCUUCUACAAGCUGUUCACAUAGACGGCGUUCCAGUAAUCGGCUACACUGCAUGGAGUCUUAUGGACAACCUGGAAUGGAACGAGGGAUUCACAGUGAAAUACGGCCUGUAUCAGGUGGAUUUCGACAGCCCGAACAGAACGAGGACGCCGAAGGCUUCUGCAGGUGUCAUAUCGCAGAUCUACGAGAGCAGGGAGGUGCCUCAGCAGUACUUCCGCUACAGUCUCGUCUGA